GGAUAAAAUAUAACAUGGGAUUCCAGCAACCAAAAAAACAGGAUUGUGUUUCCAGCAAUAACCAGGAUAGAAGAUUAAGAAAAAAUACUGCAGACAGAGCAGCAAUGGUUAAGCGGAGCAAUUCAUUAGAGUCAUCUGAAAGUGUGCCCACCAAGCUUCAAAGCACUGACAGAAGGCAAAGCAGCAUCAUGUUUGCUAUGAAAGAUCAACAGAAAGGUGAAGAAAUUAAUUCCAUCAAGCUCCAUAAACGCAGGAGGAGGUUUAUAAUUAAAAAGAGCCCAAUUCUGAUUUCCAUGAACAGCUCCAUUCUCAACCUGCCCACACUUAAAUAUGAGGAUAGAAACAACAGCAAGUGGAAAAAUCUCUAUCAGAUCCAAGGAGAAAGGAAGCGGAUUAUGAGGGAAACUUGUUCAAAAUACAAGAGUAAUAACAGAAGAAUAAUCACUCCUUAUCAUGUGUCUAGAAUAUUUGUAGAAGACAAAUACAGAGUUUUGUACUGUGAAGUGCCAAAAGCUGGCUGCUCUAACUGGAAGCGGGUGCUGAUGGUGCUGAACGGGCUGGCCUCCUCCACAAAGGACAUCCAGCACAACACCGUGCACUACGGCAACUACUUGAAACGGCUGGAUGGGUUUGACCACAAGGGAAUUUAUCACAGGCUCAGCACUUACACAAAAAUGCUAUUUAUUCGCGAGCCCUUUGAAAAGCUGGUGUCUGCAUUUCGGGACAAGUUUGAACAUCCAAACAACUACUACCACCCGGUCUUUGGAAAAGCCAUCAUUUCCAGAUACCGCGUCAAUGCCACCAAAGAAGCACUGAGGACAGGCUCUGGAGUCAAGUUUAAAGAGUUCAUUCAGUAUCUCCUGGAUGUACACAGGCCAGUGGGUAUGGAUAUACACUGGGAUCAUGUCAAUAGGCUUUGCAGCCCAUGUUUAAUAGAUUACGACUUCGUUGGGAAAUUUGAAAGUAUGGAAGAAGAUGCAAACUUUUUCUUGCACUUAAUUGGUGCUCCACAAAACUUAACUUUCCCCAAGUUUAAAGAUCGUCACUCCAAUGAAGAAAGAACUACCACUAAAAUUACACAGCAGUAUUUUGCACAGCUUUCUCCUUCUCAACGACAACAAAGCUAUGACUUUUACUAUAUGGAUUACUUGAUGUUCAACUACUCAAAACCUUUUGAAGAUCUAUAUUAAUUUGAGAGCCUGGGUAUUUCCACAGUCGCAUCAGUUGAAUUGUGUGACAAAUCCAGGUGGCAUCUGUUUAUAUAUACUUACUUACCUGUUAGCAAACAAUUGGUUGAAGAGCAGGGAAAAAUGCAAACCAGAAUAUAAACAGAUGUUUACACUUUCACCUUAAUUGCCUCCUUUUUCGAAUCAUAUUUUUUUCUAUAAUUUCUCCACAUGAAAUGUAUGUACAUAUAUGUAUAAUAUGUCAGGGCCCCCAAAUAAAGCACAGAAUUUUUCA
This is a messenger RNA of Taeniopygia guttata (zebra finch), 1461 nucleotides long. Lineage: Eukaryota; Metazoa; Chordata; Aves; Passeriformes; Estrildidae. The record is from RefSeq and is a predicted model, not a curated record.